AUGGGCAGCAGCCACGCCGGCGGAGAGAUGUGCAUGGAAGGCGGCAGGGCGGCGGCGGGGAGGCGCGGGGGCAAGAAGCAGCAGGCGGCGGAGCAGCAGCAGCACAAGGUCGCCAAGCAGCCGCAGCGCGGGCUCGGCGUCGCGCAGCUGGAGAAGAUCCGCCUGCACAACCAGAUGGUCGCCGCCCUCCGCUCCGCCGGCGGCGGCGCCCUGCACGACGACGCGCCGUCUCCGCCUCCGCCUUUCGCCGCGCCUCCGGCAAUGGCUGCCUCGCCCUUCCACCACCAGCACUACCUCACGGAUUGCUUUGAGCCGGCGGAUCACCGGAGGAUCGCCGGCGUGCAGCCGUACUACGAGGGCCAUUUGCCGUACAGCUCCAACCGGCUGGCGGCGGCGCCGGCAGCAUUCGUGGCGUAUGAAGUGAAGGGCGACCAACAAUACGCGUCGUCGGGGCAGAGGCAGCCGCAGUACCACUCCUGGAUGAGCUCCGGCUACGACGGCGGCCACUCCGGCGGCCGGAGCAGCACCGGUAGCUCGUCGGAGGAGCUGGAUUUGGAGCUGAGAUUGUAGCAGCCGUAGCCAGAUCGAUUAACCGACAUGUUAUUGCAGCAUUUUUGGCUGGUCUCUGCGGUUGGAUGGAUCGAUGAAGAAUGUGUGCAUGGGCGAAGCAUCAUGCAUGCACAGAUUGGAGCUAAGCUUACUCACAGUAACCAGCAAUUAGCUAGUGCUAGCUUAAUUGCUUCUGAUAAUCUGAUUUGAUUAGUGGUUGCUGUUGCAUUGGUACUGUACUCUCUGUUAUUUAUGCUAGCUGAAGUAGUUAAUUAGCAGCUGGCACAAUUGGCUGGAAUUACUGGAGAUGGUGGCAGCGUCGUACGGCUCUGUAAAUUAAUCUGGAUUAAAAGGCCCCAAGCAUAUUGUCUCUUCCCGUCAAAUUCUUGGCCAAUUAUAAUGAACAACCAUGCGAUGAG
This is a messenger RNA of Oryza brachyantha (malo sina), 968 nucleotides long. Its product is annotated as protein SPEAR3-like. The record is from RefSeq and is a predicted model, not a curated record. Gene Ontology annotation, molecular function: DNA-binding transcription factor activity. The transcript has 2 exons. Lineage: Eukaryota; Viridiplantae; Streptophyta; Magnoliopsida; Poales; Poaceae. The coding region runs from base 1 to 570 and encodes 189 amino acids.